AUGGUGCGGAGCAAAGAGCCGUCAAAGAAGAAGCAGCCCAAGGACCCGCUACUGACGCCUCCAUCCAAGCCCAGGGGUGGUGGCUUCCUGGACGAGGGCCGCCCGUGGAACCGCGGCGGCGCGGCCAUGUCCCCGGCGCCGGCGUCGGUGCCCAGCUACAUGCGGGGCACCAGCAGCUCCGACGCCAAGGCCGGGCGCCGCGGGCGGCCUGCGGCGUCCGUGUCGGCGUCGGCGUCCCCGGCGAGGUGGAGGCCCGCGGCGUCGGUGUCAGCGUCCGCGUCGCCCGCGAGGCGGAGGCCGGCGGUACGGGUUCUGACCAAGGGGAAGGUUUUGUUCGCUGAGGAGGAGGCACCUGGCUCCGGCCUGGGCCGCGCCACGUGCUCCUCGACCAUGAAGGACACCAAGUUCCCCGACGCGCUCGACCUCGCACCGGGCGCCACCGACGCCGAGGGCCCCGCGGCGCUGCGGGUGUGCCCCUACACCUACUGCUCCCUCAACGGGCACGUCCAUGCGCCGGCGGUGCCGCUCCGGAGCUUCCUCGCGUCGCGCCGCCGGCUCAUCAAGACGCAGCAGAGCAUGAAGCUCAAGGGCGUCUCGGCCUUCCGCAAGAAAUCAGGGGAGAAGACCAGCGGCGGGAGUGGCGGUGGAGGUGCAAAGAUCGCGCCUUUGAUCGAUGAGGAGGCGGUCGGCGACUUCUUCGUCGAGGUGUAUGGCGGCCCGAGGGUGAGCUCGGACAUGAGCUGCAGUGACAUGUCUCUGGACGAGAUGGAUGCCAUGGUGCGGAGGAUGGAGUUCGUCGUGUUCGAUCGGUGCGGCGCGGACGAGGACGGUGAGAAGGGGAAGGAUCUCGCUGUUUGCGAUGAUGGUGAACCUGAGCCUCGCCCAGUGUUGAAAGAGAAGCAUGGUGCCUUCAGGGACAGCUUGUCGGACUGCAGUGGAGCGCACACCGGCAGCGAUUUCGUCGAGGAGUUGCCAUGGUUGAGGUACCACGGAUACGAGUAUGAUGAUAGCUUGGAUGAUGAGAUCUUGGAAGAACAGAGAAUUAGAGAGGAGGAGGUUGUUGAAGCAGAGUUUUCUGCGGAGCAAGAAGAGGAACAAGGAACAUCUGGUAGAUCCUCUGAUGAGUACAAAGAGGGUGCUGCUGAAGGACAGGAAGAGAACGAUGAGGAAAACACAUCGAAUUUGGUCCGUGACCAAGAGAUCCUUGCAGAUCAAGGUGUGGCUUGCAGAGUGGAGGCAUGUGAGGAGCUGGAUGGAAGAGAUGAUGACAACAUCCUGGAGGCAUCUGUUGAACAAGGGACGGCAGAAGAGAAGCUCUCUGACGACAUCUACAAAUCUGAGAUACCUGAUCAAGAAGUAACAGCAAGGGCAGGUGUUACUCUGGAAGGACAGAGAAUUAGAGAGGAGGAGGUUGUUGGAGCAGAGUCUUCUGCAGAGCAAGAAGAGGAACAAGGAACAUCUGGUAGAUCCUCUGAUGAAUACAAAGAGGGUGCUGCUGAUGAGGAAAACACAUCGAAAUUGGUCAGUGACCAAGAGAUCCUCGCAGAUGAAGGUGUUGCUUGCAGAGUGGAGGCAUGUGAGGAGCUGGAUGGAAGAGAUGAUGAGAACAUCAUGGAGGCAUCUGUUGAACAAGGGACGGCAGAAGAGAAGCUCUCUAAUGAUACCUACAAAUCUAAGAUUCCUGAUCAAGAAGUAACAGCAAGGGCAGGUUCUACUCUGGAAGAUAGCUUCAGAGAGGAUAUUUCAUCGGACCAAGAGGCAAACGAUUAUGAUGAAGAAGAUGAGUGCCAUGUGGAAUCUGAUGGCGAAUCAGAGGUCACUGGGGAGCAGGAUCUGGAGGAUCAACAGAGCAUGCCAGAUGAUGGCUCUGAAAUGGAAAUUUCUGAGGACACUAUCUCUGGUGAUGGAUGCAAAGAGGAUUUUUCUGAGGAAGUAACCUCCGCAGCUGUGUUUGCAGGUGAAAUUUCUUACUUCAGUUCAAUUGAUUGUCGAGAUGCUGAUAUCAACAUAUUAGUAAUCGAUAACCUUAACCAAAAUGAUUGUAAUGCAGAUGAUGUGUUUGAACAAUAUGACAAGACUGUGGAUGAUGUACUUGAACAAGAUAGCAGCCCUACUAAUGCUCAAAUGGAAUUGGGUAACCCAACAAGCAAAAAGGUAGACGCUUUUGAAGAAACUGCUAUUGUGCAACAAAUCAAUCAAGACAGCAAUGUGGAUACUCAAAAGAAAUCGGAGAUUACGGCAUUCAUAUUGGAAGAAUCUGGUAUUGCUCAGCAAAGCAACCCUGAUGGUGGUAAAAUGGAACCAGAGGUUACUGUGUGCAAGUUGAAAGAUGCUUCUGAAGAAUCUGGUGCCUGCCCUGAAAGCAACCUACAUGAUAAUACAGAGUAUGUUACAGAUGAUGCUGAAAUGGGACAAGAAAUUACCAGAUGCAAGUUGGAAGAUGCAUCUAAAGAAACUUAUCAAGAAACCUUAGAAGAUGAUAGCUCCACAUGUGUUAUUGUUGAUGAUAGAAACAAUUUGGAGAUCAAUAACUGCAAAUCAGAAGAUGUUUCCAAAGAGUCUGUUACCAUUCUGGAAGCUGAUCAUAGUGAUAACUCUGCAAAUUUCAGUAAUGAUGUUCAAGGAACUGCAGAAGAUCAUGAUUCAUGUCUCAAUGAUGAUGCCCAAAAUGAUAUCCAAAUCACCGGGUGCAAAUCGGAAGACACUUGCAAAGAAUUUGAUACCGUGAAAGAUAAUGAUCAGAGUGAUAGUUCUGCAAAUGUUAGAUCUGAUGCUGAGGAAACUGUAGAAGAUGGUGGUUCUGUGUGUAUCAGUGAUGAUUCUCAAAAUGGUUUGAAGAUUUCCAUGUGCAACUUGGAAGAUGCUUCCAAAGAACCUUCUACUGUUCAAGAAGCUGAUCGGAGUGAUAGUUCUGCAAAUGCAAGUGCUGAUGCUCAAAAUGGAUCUGAGCUUACCACAAGUGAGUUGGCAGUCAUUACCAUCAGUAAUGACAAGGAAAAUGAAUCCAAGCUUUUCACAUGCAACUCAGAAGACGUUUUUGAAGAAUCUAUUAUUGGUCAAGAAGCUGACCAUGAUGGUAGCUCUGUAUAUCUCAGUUAUGGUGCUCAAAAUGAAUAUGAGGUUACCACAUGUCAUUCAGAAGGUGCUCAAGUGGAAUCAGAUGUUAUUCAAGAAGAUGAGGAUGAGGAUGAGGAUAAAACUGCAGGCACUGAAAAGAAAUUGGAAUCUGCAGCAUGUGAAUCAGGAGGUGCUUCUUUAAAACCUGCUAUGCAUCAAGAGGCUGCUGGAGAUAUUAAUACCACAGAUGCAAGUAAAGAUAUUCAUGUUACUGAAGAAACUAAUCAAUCAUUCAAUGUGCAAAUGCCAGCAGAAUUUACUGAUGCAAAAGAACCUUCUAUUGAUGACAUAUGUGGUGCAUUCAACGGAAUGAACCUCAAAGGGGAUGUAUAUUUUGAUCCUGCUGAGUCUGCCACAUGUCCGAGGAGCAAAUUGAUCAUCUCCAGGAGGAGGAGAACACCGGAAGAGGAGGAAUACUUGCGAGGUUUCAAUCCACGGGCACCGAAUUUUCUUCCUCUGGAAUUGGAUCCAGAUGCAGAGAAGGUUGACCUCAAGCAUCAAAUGAUGGAUGAACGGAAGAAUGCUGAAGAAUGGAUGAUUGAUUAUGCGCUUAGGAGGGCACUGACAAACUUAGCUCCUGCACGGAAGAAGAAAGUGGAGCUUCUUGUCCAGGCCUUCGAGACUGUCCUACCGCAUGAUGAGGAUGAUAAGAAAAACAUCUCACCCUCAAGGCCUAUCCAACCCUGCAACUGA
Miscanthus lutarioriparius is the source of this 3810-nucleotide messenger RNA. Lineage: Eukaryota; Viridiplantae; Streptophyta; Magnoliopsida; Poales; Poaceae. The record is from the annotation of a GenBank genome assembly.